Molecule: messenger RNA, 3593 nt
Organism: Conger conger (European conger)
Lineage: Eukaryota; Metazoa; Chordata; Actinopteri; Anguilliformes; Congridae
Product: neuronal calcium sensor 1
Exons: 9
Coding region: 1409-1981 (190 amino acids)
Molecular function (GO): calcium ion binding; calcium sensitive guanylate cyclase activator activity
Source: RefSeq, a predicted model, not a curated record
AGGAAAAGAAAGGGUUAAUGUUAGUUUAGUCCUGAGGAAGGUACUGGGUGGAGACCGAGUGAUGUCAGGACUGCGUACCGACUGAUGCGUACUGAAAACCGGCUACAGAGCGAAGGAGGUGUCGGCGAAAGGCUGAAAACAGUGGAAGCGGUGGCGACGUUAGCUACAGACCAAAUUCACGACCUCUGUGGCAAAUACAAAAGAAACAAUGAAUCAGUAGCCACUGAAGGGCGACUCUCAUUUAAUUGUCUCAGCUAAUAUAGCCUACUAUUUAAUGACUUGCAGCAAAAGAAACGGGCCGGAGUUGCCAAGGUCCCCGCAGCCACGCAGACGCACUGCUGAAUGAGGAAGUACAUAAGGACGAACAGACCCUACUGAGAGAGUGACAGACAGACGUUUCUUUCUGGGGGAAGAUUCUGUUCUUCUGUCCUGAGCAGAAGAACGGAGGAGCCAAAGGCUGGAGCUUGCAUCUAUUGAUACGUUGCUAGCCUGUCACACACACACAAUUAUGCUCUUUUGUAGCCAGAAGUCAGCAAACUGUACAACAGACUGACUUUGAGGCCAGGAGGGAAGCGGUUUUGAGUUGUUCACGCAUUCUGCUGGUGGCCUGCUGUGUUGUUUAAAGAAGAAAAUCACAAAAGUAAUAUUUUAAUGCAUUAUUUCACGAAUUUCAUUCAUAAUAAUAAUCAUCUGAGCAAAGAGUGUGAGAGUGCAUCUAGUUUUUUGAUGUUUUUUUGCCCUCCACUGAGUUCAUUGAAAGAAUCGGAGUGAAUGAAGAUGAAAUGUCACAGGGACAAGCCUGGCUUUUCCUGCUGAAGUUUUACCCGGCUCUUCGCUGCUGAGACCGUGACGAAGGAGAGAGAUAGGAAGGACGAAGCGGGCCAGAGGGGUGCUAGAGGGCGAGCGGGAGAGCUGGUCAGAACGCACAAAAAAACCCAGGGCGACUGACUGCUGUAAGGACAGAGGUGGCAUGGCGGUGCCUGCCUAGGCAGCGCAGUCUUAACACGGGAGAGGUGGUCAUGCUCCACUGAGCCGUGGUUUCCCCGCAGGUCGUGUAAUGAGCCCCCGGGCUGUGAGCAGGUUCCCAGGGGUGGUGUGCUGAGUUACAGGAGGGGGUGGAGAGUAGGGAAAAGCAGGAUGGAUGCGAGUGAACAGGCCCAUGCCCUGUGCCCACUCUGACUGCCAUUCUCCGGUGGAGAGCUCAGCUAAUCGGCGCAGUUUCGUAAUUACAUCUUUUCAUUUUCCAAAAAAAAAAUUGGCUCCUUUCUGGGUGCUGUUUGAAGCGGAAGCAAGCUGGAAGGGAUCGUCAGGGGUGCGUGCGUGCGUGUGUGUCACAGCGGGGGAGCCCUACUCGGCUGCACUUUGAAGGAGCUUUAAAACGUGCAGGGGAAAGGCACAGACCCUGACCAUGGGCAAGUCCAACAGCAAGCUGAAGCCGGAGGUGGUGGAGGAGCUGACCCGGAAGACCUACUUUACUGAGAAAGAAGUACAGCAGUGGUACAAGGGCUUCAUUAAGGACUGUCCCAGCGGGCAGCUGGACGCAGCUGGCUUCCAGAAGAUCUACAAGCAGUUCUUCCCCUUCGGAGAUCCCACCAAGUUUGCCACUUUUGUCUUCAACGUCUUCGACGAGAACAAGGACGGACGCAUCGAGUUCUCCGAGUUCAUUCAGGCCCUGUCCGUCACCUCGCGGGGGACCCUGGACGAGAAGCUCAGAUGGGCUUUCAAGCUGUACGAUCUGGAUAAUGACGGCUACAUCACCCGAGAUGAGAUGCUCAACAUCGUGGAUGCCAUUUACCAGAUGGUGGGAAACACUGUGGAGCUGCCUGAGGAAGAGAACACGCCAGAAAAGAGAGUGGACCGUAUUUUCGCCAUGAUGGAUAAGAACGCUGACGGCAAGCUGACGCUGCAGGAGUUCCAGGAGGGAUCGAAGGCGGACCCCUCCAUUGUGCAGGCUCUGUCUCUGUACGACGGGCUCGUAUAGGACCGGGGAGGGAGAGGAGAUACCCAAGCAGUGUUCAGUCCAGUGCCAUUACACUUGUUCUUGGAAGAAGCCAAAUCUCUCCUGGGACCCCCCCACCUGGAAGCCCAUGGGAAGGAUGAAGAGCGGGGAGGGGGGGUCACAGGAACAAGCUGACGAGGGUUUUCCUCCUGUCAAUCAGUCAUCGCCAUCAUCACCCAGAACAUCAAGCCUUCUUAUCCGAGACCUGAGGCGUCCUCGCUGUGGCUGAGGAACUCUGUUUUUAAGAUGGAAAAAUUGAGAGGGACAGAAUGUCUGGAGGAACUUGAAUGCUUUUUCCGUUUCUGUGUUUCCCUGCUUUAUCUGAACUGCAGACGCCCCCUGUGGGCUCUGCGUGGCCAGUGCAGAUUAUUCUGCACACGUGACCACCAGAGAGUUCAGUUAAUGGAGAGCGCUAACCCAAUCAGCACUCAUUCUUUUCGAGUUUUUGAAAAGACCAAAAAAAAAAAAACAUUGUUUAUGUAUAUAUUGGCUUUUAACAUUUGAAAAUGCAACAUUGCUGAGGUUUUGUGAAAGUGUUGUGCAUUCACUUAGAAUGAAACUUAAGUGUUAUUUAUAAAUUGUUUUGCUUUUUAUAUUGAAUGAAACCUUCCCGGUGUCCUAGGCUACUGUACUGGCUGGAGUGUAAGUAUAUUAGCCUAGGAUAGCAUUCUGCUGUCUCCUCACUUCUCAGAGUGGAGAAACUUUAGGGGGAGAUGAUUCUUUAUGUAUUAAUUUAAUAUAUUUUAAGGUACAGUAUGUUUCCAUUGUGUUGUCUGUAUUCCUUCACUUGCUUGCACCAACAAGCAUUCUGCAAUGUGUCAAACUCGCACCAUUGUGUGAAAUGGCUACAGUGUUGUCAAUACAUUGACUAAUAAAAGGCUGUAGAACAGGCCGCCUCCAACCAAAAAAGAAGAAUAGCCCACAAAUCAGUUUUUUUGCACAUUAUUUUUGUUCACUGAUGUCGCCACUUCUCUUGUUCUCGGUGUUUUGUGGGAGGAAGGCUGUCUUGCAGUUUUUCACCAGCCUACAGGCGUUUGAGGACUGAAGACCAGCUCUUGUACGGUCACGUCUCCUGUGGCUGAGAAAGAAAGGGAUUCUUCUCUCCCUUUUUAAUACCCCCAGACGACUGGGGAAGUAACAUGAAUUGCUCUGCAGUGUCUUUUUAGUGUCGUUUCGGCGAUGUGAUUUCCUGUCAAACAAAGCCAUAGCUCUUGUGUGUAAAGGCUUUUUGUUUUGGUCUGUAAGGCUCCUAAGAAGUGUCAACACAUUAGGGCCGUGUCAGGCCUCAUUAAUUAAAACCUCUCUCCAGCGACGUGGGUCAACACAAGAAACCUUUUCUCUUUGUCCGGGUCCGUAAGUUGAUACCUGAAUUGCUGUGUAAAUCACAGAACAAUCGUCCAAUGUUGCUGCUUCUGCUGCACUGAAAUAAAAUAAAGAUUGCAGGGUGUAAUUUUUCCUUUUUUGCUAUUGGUGUUCCUGGUAAUGCGUCUCUUUGAAUGUCCAGUAUUGCUUAGGUUCAUGUGAUGUAAAAACCUUUUUAUUUUCUGAAAUAAUUAUUUUGAAAAAAAUUGAAAUAAAAGGACAAAUAAUGAGA